AAAAGUUAACGUUCUCUUAUUGCCCUUCUCUCUCUCUCUCUCUCUCUCUACAUUCCGAUUCUGUGCUCUCUGAUUUUUUCUCUCUCUCUCUCUCUCUCUCUCUCUCGUUUCUGCAAUUUGCAUCCUCGAUCGAAGGAGAUGGUGUGAAGAGAAGCGAACCCAAUUGUGAAAGCUUCGUUCUUUCAUUUUUUGGCGCGCCGAGAAUCGAGUUCGCCGAGCUGCCUGCCGCUCCGAUCAGUCUUUGAUUUGGUUGCGGGAUUCCUUCUGGUGUUUCGAGUUCCCUGAGCCUGGGCAUUUGAAGAAUCCGCGAGAAUCGUGGUUCCCUUCGCGUUGAAAUCGCGAUCGAGCUGGUGGUUCUGGGAUUAGCGGGGGUUCUCUUUUGGAGCUUCAGUGAGUAAGUGACGAUGGAAUCUGAAGUUUUGUCGCGGGCUGAAGUUGAGGAAUUUUGUGCUGAUUCCUAGUCUGUUGUUGUUGUUGUUGUUGCCUGAGUUUGUGGGAGUGGCGGCGGGUUCACGAGGUCCGUGGUUUAAUCCGCGGGAACUUUUUUGUGGUUGGGGACGUUCGGUGGUUGUGAUGAUAAAUUAGAUGGCUUUGACGUACAAUUAGAGCCAGAAAAGGAAAGGGUGAGGAAAUGGCGAUGGAGUCGAACAUGCCAAGUUCGUCGGCUCUGAGCAGGCAUGCUAUUUCGUUUCAGACCGGUGCGGUAAACACGACCUCGGAUGUGGCACCGAUGAUGGGGAGCAAUUAUUUCGGGGUCAACAGUUCGGGCGGAAUGGUUUUUUCUGCUGGGAAUUCCGCUACCAUGAGCAACAAUUUGGGGUUACCUCAAUCGGGAAAUUCUUCGAGCUCUCUCCUCCUGGAUUAUGUUCCGGGGCUUAAGCAUGAUGCAGAUUUGGCUGUGGAGUGGUCUGCUGAAGAGCAGGAUAAACUAUACGAAGGCCUUAGGAGAUUUGCUGAUGAGCCUAAUAUAAUGAAGUAUAUCAGAAUAGCGGCCACGCUGCAGGACAAAACUGUGCGGGAUGUUGCUCUGAGAUGUAGAUGGAUGCAGAGGAAGCGAAGGAAACCUGAAGAACACAAUCUAGGAAAAAAGGUGAACAGCCGGAAGGAUAAGCUGGUGGAAUUGCCUCCAACUAAUGCUUCAUGUCUACCACAAAAUAUGGCUGCCUAUUCUCCUAUGGUUCAGCAUGUGGACCCGAAUGAGCUUCUAUAUUGUGAGGGGAUUGAUGGCACUUCUAGGCAGCUCUUAAAGCAAAAUGCACAAGCGUUCAACCAAAUCUCUGCAAAUAUGCAUAUGCUCAAGUUACAGGAGAACCUCGACCUCUUCUGUCAUGUGAGGAACAAUAUAACUUCUAUCCUGAAAAACAUGAGAGAUACGCCUGGUAUAAUGAGCCAGAUGCCACCACUUCCUGUAUCCAUCGAUGAGGAUCUCGCAAAUACUAUAUUGCCCAAUAUUAGUCAGCCAAUCAUGUUUGGUUCGCACGGAAGGAUCCAAUUGAAGCAGGAGCCAAGGUGCUAAAGGGAAGUGAUUGAAAUUCAAUUGCAUAUAUAAGAUUUGUGAAGUACAGAACAAUUCUGCUGUGUAACAAAAGAUGCUGUUGCUGAACAUUCUUCCUUCCAUGGAGAUGAUCGUCUAGCGAUUGCCAAAAAGUUCAGAGAUCGCAUUUUUGGAAUCGGAACCUCCACCUCUCAAAUAGUGAAAGCGAAAACGUGAAGACAGAAGCGCAGUACAUGCUAUCUACUUAUCUUGAAAGAGGAGGUUUCCUGACAAAACUUCCAUUCCUCGGUGAAGCUCUAGUUUAAGUGCAUUGUGUAUAAAUCAUAGACAUCUACGUUGUACUACUUUCUCUGCGGCUGAUGUGUAACUUAUAUCCAAGUCAAUACUCGGGUUAUGCCACCGAUCUUAUACAUUCUCAGCAUCCACGUUUUGGUUCUUUGAUGAACUUUUGGGGCAUUUGCGUUUUAUCAUUCUCUUUUGCGUCGGUCGGGGCUCAUUCCACUUUGUAAUAAUGUACCCAAAGUCAUUUUGACAGUCUCCGAGCUCCUUGAAAAUAAAUUCUUUCGGAGGGACAGUGAUGCGAGUCCUUGUUCUUAUGUCGUCUGCUGUAACUAAAUUCUUCUGUACGAGUCGCCAACUGUUUUUCGCAACAUUCUGCGGUGACAUUCACAUUCCACGUUGGCCUUUU
Rhodamnia argentea is the source of this 2183-nucleotide messenger RNA. RefSeq lists its product as uncharacterized. Lineage: Eukaryota; Viridiplantae; Streptophyta; Magnoliopsida; Myrtales; Myrtaceae. Bases 632 to 1516 code for a protein of 294 amino acids. The transcript is spliced from 8 exons. The record is from RefSeq and is a predicted model, not a curated record.